ACAAAUAAAUUAACACAAGAAGAGAUUGAUGGUUUGGUUGGUUGCAAACAACCUAUUUUUCAUGGACUGAACUCCACAUACCUCUUGAAAAAAAGUUGGAAAAAAAGAUUUAACCUAAUAGAACCAGAGAAGAUCAAACUUGGUGAGAUCUACAAAAAUAAACAAGGAAUACACAAUUCAGCCAAAAGAUCAUUAUAUCGUGUUGAAAAGGUAGACGUAUAUGGUUGCUAUGUACCCAUUAUUGGAUCACUGCAGGCACUGUUGAAGUGUCCGUCUGUGAGUAAGCAUAUCAUGACACAUACAGUUACUGACUUUGGAUCAGACUUAAUGGAAGAUGUGUUCGAUGGAUUGUACUUUCAAUCAGAUCCAUACUUACAACAGAAUCCACAAGCACUGGCAUUUGCUCUGUACUCGGAUGACUUUGAAUUAGCAAACCCAAUAGGAAGUCAUCGAAAAACUCAUAAAUUGACUGCAUUCUACUAUGUAUUGUUGAACAUUCCUCCACAUCUCAGAACAAAACUUGAGGCAAUCCAGCUUGUUGCUAUGGCAAAAACUGCAGACUUGAAAACAUAUGGAUUUGGCAAGAUCUUGGAAAAUUGUAAAAAGUGUUUUCAACAACUGUAUGACGGAGUAGUAAUGACAACAGUUUCUCCAACGGGUGCCAAACAAAGAACACAAAUCAAAGGAAAGCUAGCCUUUGUAUUAGGUGAUACCCCAGCAGCACAGUUGAUGGGAGGAUUUAAAGAGGGAGUAGGCAAAGCAUACAAGCCAUGUCGAACAUGUGAAGUCACGCAUGAAGAACUAGAGAACAACUCGAUAAUCAUUCCAUCACCACUGAGGGAUGAAAAUGAACAUCUUGAAAGGUGCGAGAAUCUAACAAGUGAAAUGACAAGACAAGCCAGAAAAUACUGGUCAAAGAUGUACGGAGUAACUAGAAGAUCAGAAUUUUUGGAUGUUCCAGAAUUCAAGGCAACAAAGUGCAUUCUGCAAGACCCUAUGCAUGUCCUGCUGGAGGGGAUAAUUCCAAUGGAAACUAAACUACUACUAGUUCACUGUGUUGAAAUGAAGUUCUUCACUAUCGCAAAACUUAAUGCUAUCAUUAGGAGCUUUGAAUACACGCGAGAAGAGAAGAAAGAUCAACCUGUUGAAAUUUCACGGGAUAAUGUGCAGUCUGAUAGCAAGUUACAGCAAACUGCUCAGUCAAUGAAGAACCUUCUUGUGCUCCUUCCUUUCAUGAUUGGAAACUUCAUACCAGAAACAGAUGAGAAGUGGAUCAACUACCUAAGACUGAUACAAAUUACGCUGCUCACAUUUUCAUCGGUAGCUUCAACUCGAACUGUGAACACACUGCAGCUUCUCAUCGCAACCCAUCAUUCUGCAUUUAGACGGCUCUACCCAGAAAGGCCAAUCACACCAAAAAUGCACUAUCUCAGUCACAUACCAAAGCAGAUAUGUGAUUUUGGACCAGCAAGAAAUCAUUCGUGUAUGCGGCUAGAAGGUAAACAUGGCGAGUGCAAAGACAAGAAAUAUAGAAACUUCAAGGCCAUCCACAAAUCGGUGACUGUUCAACACCAGUACAAAAUGUGCUUGCAGCAGUUCAAUGCUGAUGGCUCGGCCUCACAUGCAUACCUUUCAGAGGAUGACAUUGUUAAGGAAGGGCAUACUUGCAGUAUUGCUGACAGGGAAUUCCGCCAUUCUAUGAUUCAGAGAGAGUAUGGAGAUUCAGAGGAUGUUUGUGCACACCAAGCAUUGAAAACUACAGAGCUAAUUUCUCGUGGUCAUCGAUACACAGCUGGCACCAUACUGAUAAAAGAAUGUCCCCAGUGGGAGUAUCCAAAGUUCAUUACAAUUGAUGAGAUCCUGAUCUUCAACAAAGCCACAUAUUUUAUUUGUGAGGAACUAGAAACAGUUGCUUUCAAUUCACAUCUAAAUGCUUUCAGUGUUGCCAACACUGGUGAAGUGAAAACUGUGGCAUUGAAGCCAGAAACUGACCUAACAUAUCACUGGCCCCAGCUUGUGCAUACAGUGGACAGGACCAAGUAUGUGAUGCUUCAAAAUGUUGAUGAUGUAUGGCAGUUGUAGCAGUAGAGAAUGGUGUAGACUCUUCAGUUUUUCUCAGCCUUACUGAAGAUG
Molecule: messenger RNA, 2133 nt
Organism: Patiria miniata (bat star)
Lineage: Eukaryota; Metazoa; Echinodermata; Asteroidea; Valvatida; Asterinidae
Exons: 2
Coding region: 292-2082 (596 amino acids)
Source: RefSeq, a predicted model, not a curated record